Molecule: messenger RNA, 1623 nt
Organism: Mytilus trossulus (common blue mussel)
Lineage: Eukaryota; Metazoa; Mollusca; Bivalvia; Mytilida; Mytilidae
Product: octopamine receptor-like
Exons: 1
Coding region: 24-1004 (326 amino acids)
Biological process (GO): chemical synaptic transmission; G protein-coupled receptor signaling pathway, coupled to cyclic nucleotide second messenger
Cellular component (GO): dendrite; plasma membrane
Molecular function (GO): G protein-coupled serotonin receptor activity; neurotransmitter receptor activity
Source: RefSeq, a predicted model, not a curated record
ACGUAAGGAGGUAGGCUAGAAAUAUGAAUAAUAUUACAGAUGAGGAAACGUAUCGAAGUAGUCUACACGAAUAUUGCUUAACAGUGUUUAAAGGAACAUUAAUUAUUCCAACAGUGUUUGGUAACAUUUUGCUUCUUUUAAGCCUUUUUACUCAUAAAACAUUGAGAACCCGUAGUAACGUGUUAAUAGGUAGUUUAGCAGUUUCGGAUUUGUUAAUUGGAGCGAUAGUACUACCGUAUGAUGUCUUAAACAUGAUAUUCGUCAAUCUUAAAGACGAGAAAAUACCCUGUUUAUUACAAUAUACAUGUUUUGUUACAUUCGUUGGUGCUUCAGUCACAAAUUUGUUUAUUAUAUGUCUUGAGAGAUAUUCAGCUAUUAUGUCUCCGUUAAAACAUUUUAUAAAAGCCUCUAAGACGAGAAUAUUUAUAAGCAUAACAACUGGAUGGACAAUUGCAAUAAUUCUUGGUCUUUUGCCGCUACUUGGUUGGAACAUUUGGACGGCUGGUAUAAUGUGUAAAUCAAAGUUAAUAUUCACAAAAGGAUACUUAGAUCUUGUGCUGACGUUUUACACAAUACUGAUAAUAAUAUCAACCAUUUUGUAUUCAUUAGUUGCUCGAAAAAUCUUAAAACAUCUUAAACUAUACAAAAAUGGCAGAGUAAACCACACAAGCAAUGCUUGUGUUAACAAAAACCUGAAUUCCAGCAUCUACAGAAACCUGAAACAGACCAAGAUAAUGAUCUUUAUACUAGGACUAUUCGCAAUAUGUUGGGCACCUUUUACUGUGCUGUUUAUAUUAAGAGUGUAUUUUUUGGAAGAGAGCAAUUUGGUAAAUCUAUUGAAAACAUACUUUACAACAUUUGGCUUGUUAAAUUGUGCAUUAAAUUGGAUGAUAUUUGGACUAAUGAACAAUUCCACUAGGAAGGCACUUAAUAAUAUACUGUUUUGUCAGUAUGACGAGAAGAUAACUGUGAGGACUAUAUCUAGCACAACCACUACUUGCUAAUUGACAACAAUCCAAUUCCACUAGGAAAGCUCUAAACACUAUCCUGUUUUGUCAGUAUGACGAGACGAGGACUGUGAGGACUAUAUCUAGCACAACCACUACUUGCUAAUUGACAACAAUCUUUUAAAGUAUCCAUUAAAAAAAAGGAUUAAUCGAUUUUCACAUUUAAAAAAAAAAUUAAAUUAGGAGCGUUUAAAAGAGCUUGACAUUGUGAAUGAGUAUUCUAUUGCUGAAUACUGUAAGUUGACCUUUAGGUUUGUUAUGGUUAUUUAUAUCGAUCGCUAGGUUGCUGUCUCAUUGGUGUAUAGCGUAUUUUUUUUACUUUAUAUCAUGAGCCAAAACAAAUAUAAUUCAUCUAAAUAAAAUUCUUGAAUGCGAAUAUUUUCCGCAAAAGAUGUGUACAGUUAGAGGUAUCCAUACGGCCUUCAGCAUUGAGAAAAAUCUAUACCGUUAAGUAAGUUCUAAAUGCCCCGUUAUGACAAAUAAUGUACAAUUUUGAAUAAAUCAAAUAUUUGAGUAUUCAUAAAUUCAAUUUGAUGUAAUAUAUGGCUGCCUUGAGCAGUAUUUUAAAAUUGGUUUAUUUUAGCACACUACCAUUAUUAAACGUUACAAAUAUAUU